AUGGUGAUUUCUUCUUCUCUCAGCCGCCCCGACGUCCGACCUUCCCCUGAUCCCAAGAAGCGCAAGACCUUAGAGUCUGGUUCUUCUGGUGAGGUUAAGGCGGAUGCUCUUGCGUUUGUCCGAAAGAAUAUCUAUCCUCAUGCUCGUAUAGGCAUGGAUGAUAUCUCUGUUCGAAGCCACCUUACCACUAUGAUCGAGGAGAGUCUCAAAGCGGCGGGGAGACCAGAAGGAAACCCAUUAGACCUUAACAAUUUGCCCGAUGACUACAAUAGAGAUCAUGGCAAACAACUCCUCCAAGACACCUUCUCUCCCGGUUGCAGGAAAAAGAAAAGCGGCGGCGGUAAGGAUGGAAAAGAGGAGUGUGGGAAGGUGUAUGAGUGUAGAUUUUGUUCCCUCAAGUUCUGCAAGUCCCAGGCUCUUGGGGGACACAUGAACCGCCACCGCCAAGAGAGGGAAACAGAGACGCUGAACCAUGCCCGUCAGCUGGUGUUUCGUAACGAUCACACCCUUGCUGCUCAUCAACCUCCACCUCACUUAGGAUGCUGUCAAGACCCAACAGCGGCAGCUCUCAGAUUCCCAAGAUACUUCUCUGCGUCAUCCACGUCAUCAACCGCUGCUGCAUCUCAUCAUCAGCCCUAUCUAUACGCUUCACCAUCCAGGCCACCGCCGGUCUCCUUCCCGGGGGCUCAUCACCAGUUCGCUCCACCUCCUCACGAUUACUACGUGGGCCAUGUCCUCAGCUAUGGCGGUGCGGCGGAGUCAUCAGCAGGAGCAGGAGCAGGAGGAGGCAGUUACACGUGCAUAGGUGCACCGGUGGUGGGACAAGCAGGGAAGGAGAGGGAGCAGGAAGGGUCGUUGAAUUGGGGAAGAUCAUCAUCAACAUCGGGAUCACAGCCUCAUCAUCGUUUGGAUCCUCCUUCAGCGAUCAAUCGGUUUCAAGAUGGGUUCUAA
This is a messenger RNA of Arachis stenosperma, 951 nucleotides long. Its product is annotated as zinc finger protein JAGGED-like. Gene Ontology annotation, molecular function: DNA-binding transcription factor activity. The record is from RefSeq and is a predicted model, not a curated record. The transcript is spliced from 5 exons. Bases 1 to 951 code for a protein of 316 amino acids. NCBI's taxonomy places the organism in Eukaryota, Viridiplantae, Streptophyta, Magnoliopsida, Fabales, Fabaceae.